UAUUUUCAGUGCCUUUGCAGCGAUUCUCAUUUCUUAGGUUUUAAUCCUGUUUUGGAUUUUUGUUUUGCUUUGGGUUUGUUUUUCCCUCGCCCCCCCCCCCCCCCGCUUUUGGCUGCUCCUUUCCGUUUAGAUCCUUAUUACAGGCGACUCCAGUGCGACUAACUCCUUCUCCUGUUUCUCAUGGUCAAACAUUGACCAAACAAACUUAAUCAAGAUUGAAGUAAUCGAGUAAACAACAGCAACAACACUGAUUCGGCCGUGGAACGUUCCCGGGAGGGAAGCAUUGUGACGUCAGCGCACCUACUAAUCCUCCCAAUUGAGGGGGAGCCUGGAGCCAUGAGGUCAUCGUAGCGGCCGGUGUAGCCAUCCGGGCGGCGGCAGCGGCGGGGGAGGGGAGAGCAGAGCAGAACGGGCAGAGGGCCCAAGCGAGGCCGACUGGGAGCCUGCCGCGCUCCAGCUGUACUGAGGCGGACGCCGAGCUCCUGCAAGCAUGGAGGAGGCUGAGGCGAAGGAGCUGCAGGUCGGCUCCUGGCUACCCGUGCUGGUGGAGCAGAUGGUGAACGACACGUUGGUGGUCACCUUGAGCUGCGGGGAGAGGCGCUUCACUGGGAUCCUCCUGGACUGCACUAAAAAGUCUGGCUUGCUCUGUCUUCCACCACCUUCGUUGCCAAAGCAAGAGGACCCUCCUACUGAUGCUUGCACUAACUGGAUUCCUGAAAACAGACGGGCUGCGAAGGGUGAGAUGGAGUCCCAGCUUUCUAGUGAAAAACCUCCCAAAGGAAACAAUGAUGAACAGGUUCCUCCUCUUUUGCCACCUCCAUCGCCAGGCAAUGUUCCUCCUUACCCGCCCUAUUUUGAGGGAGCUCCUUUUCCUCCUCCCUUAUGGUUAAGACACACAUAUAACCAGUGGGUUCCUCAGCCACCACCAAGGACUAUAAAGAGGACAAAAAGACGGUUGUCACGAAAUAGAGACCCAGGAAGGCUUAUCAUGAGCACUAUUAGGCUGAGGCCCAGGCAAGUGCUCUGUGAAAAAUGUAAAAAUACUCUGAACCCAGAGGAAGUGAACUACAAAGCCAGGCAAAAUGCUAAAACAAGGAGGAAGCUAAGCAUUCAGGAUAAGGAGCAAAAAAAACACAGUGAUUCUGAUUCUGUAGAGAAAAGGAACAAAAGAGAAAAGAGGGAGGAAGACAAAUUUUCUGGGGAAUUAGUGCAUCGAACUCCAGUUAUAAAAAUAUCCUACAGCACACCACAAGGUAAAGGUGAAGUAGUGAAAAUUCCCUCCCGGAUUCAUGGAUCAGUUAAACCAUUUUGUCCACAGCGGAUAUUGCAGAAUGGAGGGGAGGACCAAGAGGAGAACCGAGACUCUGAACGAUAUCAGGAAACCAAAUGUUUUAUGGAUAAGUCGGCAAGCAGCCAACUUGCUUCCAUUCCAAAACUGAAAUUAACUAGGCCUGUGCAUUCCAAUGCAGAUGUUCCACCUCCAAAAAUCAGACUGAAACCCCAUCGAAUAAAUGAUGGUCAGAGUGUUUCCAUUUAUAAAGCAGAACUUAUUGAUGAGAUAAAUGUCCUUCAGAGUAGCAGAGAGUCCAAUCCUGCUGCAUUUUACACUGAUGAAUCUGCAGAUAGAAGUUUAGCAGAGAUGUCUUCAGGGAGUUCAGGUGAAGAUGAUGACUUCAAAAGAUUUCCCCAAGGUAAAGAUGGACAUGAUAACUUGGCUUUUCUUAUGAAUUAUCGUAAAAGGAAGGCAGAUUCUUCUAGUUUAUCAGUGUGUAGCAAUGACAGUCUAGAUGAAUCCAAAUCCUCUAGUUCAGAAGUAACAUCACCAGAAAUGUGUGACUUUUUACCUGGUGAUGAUGCAUCUGUUUCUUCAUCUUCAAAAGAUGACCGUAAAAUUGUGCCACCAUUAACAGUUAGACUACAUACACAGAGUGUCUCUAAAUGUGUCACUGAAGAUGGAAGAACUGUUUCAGUGGGGGAUAUUGUUUGGGGUAAAAUUCAUGGUUUCCCAUGGUGGCCGGCACGUGUUCUUGACAUAAACCUUAGCCAGAAGGAAAAUGGAGAACCUUCCUGGCGAGAAGCUAAAGUAUCAUGGUUUGGUUCUCCAACAACCUCAUUCUUAUCUGUUUCAAAACUCUCUCCUUUCUCUGAAUCUUUCAAACUGAGAUUUAAUCGUAAGAAGAAAGGGAUGUAUCGGAAAGCUAUUACAGAAGCUGCAAAGGCAGUAGAGCAUCUGACCCCAGAAAUAAGAGAUCUCUUAACCCAGUUUGAAACAUAACUUUGCCUCCAGUACCAGGUAACAGAAGAUAAGAACACAGCUGUUCUCCUAGAGUUUCAUGAAGUCUGUAAACAUCCUGACAUGCUCCCCAGGAGAAUCUUGAGGUUGCCAUGCAGAUGACAGCAGGAUGAGUUUCCUUGUCAGAUUGCACUGCUUAUCUGUGAAGGGUGACGGGCACCUGGACUGGAGUUAGGAGACUCUUCUGGUGCGAGGCUGACAGGAAAGUCUUAAGGAUAUCUAACCGAAAACAAGGGAAUUGAAAAGUAAAGCAGUGAACUAGGAGAAUAGUGAAUACCACAACUUGGAAUGUAUUUAUUACUUAAAACUAGCUACUCUUGAUAAAAUCCCAAAAAAUAUUGCUGCUGCUUAUUUUACUUACAGAUUUCACACACUUGUUAAUUUUAAAGCUACAAAACUUUUACUCUAUACUGUAUUCUAAGAAAUGUAAUUGGAGCAGGACAUGCAAUAGAAUGAAAUCAGUGUAGUGUCUUAAGUACAAUGGACUCACUUUUGUGUCAAUUAAAACAUGGAAAAUGUGCAACACAAUUAUGUGGCCAUUAUUGUGCACACUUUAAAGCUUUUCAGUGAUGUUUACUGCAGAGCUGAGAUAAUUAAGAACACUAUGAUUUCAAGCAUAUAAACAAGCAAUCAACUAGUAAUUCGGAUUGUGAGGUAUUCUAGAUUAAUCUGUGCAUCUUUCAGUGAUCCCUACACAUAUGCUGUACAUCCUAGAUGCAUUUAUCCGAAAUGCACUGGGGUGGCUAUUCACCUAAUGCAGUUCAUUAAUGAACUUAAUCUUGCAUUCACACUUUUCUCUUCAACCAGUGUAGCUUGUGGCCCAUUGAGAGUACAUGCUGAUUGAUAGGGAAAGGAUUUUUCCACCCUUAACAUUGCUGAUAGUGACUGGUACUCUUUUUGAAAUGUUUAAAACAUUAAAGAAUGAAAGCCAAUUUAAAAAUCAACUGAAUUACAGUGAAGUUUGGGUUGUUUUUAGUAUCACUUAAACAAUAGCUUGGAUCUGAUCUUCCUUUUAUAUAACUUAAAAAAAAAACCCCACCCAAUAGCUCCAGUAUCUAGUAACAUCUAGUAAUAUCUGUGAUACUCAUUUUAGAAUGGGGAGGAGAGUUCAAAAUUGCCUACUACAGUUAACGUGGCUUGUAUAUACUAGAAUGAAACUAAGCGAAGUGUCAUUACAACAUAUGCUAUUUUGUAUUUUUUUUUUCAUAAAACCUUAGUCCAUGUCCCCUUACCAAAAAUAAAAAUAUACAGUUAGGUUUGCUAACUCGGAAAUAUUAAUGGAAAGAGACAAAUAAAAGCUCAUGUUUUUUCUUGGCUCCCAUUGGUUCUUUAACAAUAUGAUGUUUCUAAUGGCUAAUAUUAAAGGGGCUAAAUUUUAAAACCUUUUCAAAAAGAAAUCCAUUGUACAUAAACAUUAUGAGCACCAUAGAUAUAGUGAGGUAGACACACAUGUCUGAAAAUGUAAAAAGUUUGUUUUAUGUUUGUAUAUGCUGUUACUCUGAAUUUCACUUAUUCAGACAAUGAACGUGAACUAGUCAUUUGUACUAGUGUGGUAAGUUUCUAAUUUAACUAUAUUUCCCUUAACCAAAUACUGAUUUGUAAGAGUGGCAGUUCUCCCCCCCCUUUUUUUUUUAGGAAAGUAUGUUUUUUUUAAAUUGUUUUUAAAAAAAACUUCAGCUAGACUUAAAUAUGAUGUCAGAGUCAAUUUUUUCCAAACUGAAAUCAGUUAGUCAUGUAUAGACUCAAUCAUUUCCCAUUAACAAAUUCUUAAUGAUAAAAAGUGUAGUAAAGAAUAACUUAAAGUAGCAUUGCUUUAAAUAGAGAUGUUUUAAUGGGUAAAUAGAUAUGUGCAGAUCUUUUCAAAACUAUUUUAGAUUACUCUCUCAAUGUGUCCCAACCUCUAUUUGGUUUGGAAUUCUAGUACUUGUUUCAUCCACAGAUAACUACAUUAGGUGCAAAUUAUGGGACUGGCUUUUACAAAGCUAGCAUCGCCUAUUUGCAAAGAGGGUGAGGUAUGGGCGAGAGAAGCCUAGAAUCGUAGAAUAUUAGGGUUGGAAGAGACCUCAGCCUGUCUCAGGAGAUCAGAGAGACCUCAGAAGAGCAAAGCCGCUUCCUCUUACCUUACAUUUUUAAUUUUUGAGCAGAGACACUUAAGUAUUUUUUAAUGCUCAGCAAAAAUACACAAAUAUUCUCAGCAAAAAUACACAAAUAUUCCAAAGAAAUUUUCCCCAACAAACAGCUGUGACCAUGAGCCACAGAAUCUUAAUAUGCAAACUAAGAUGCAACACUGAACAGAGACUCUUGCAAGGCCCAAUUCUGGCUACCCCAAAAUGGUGCAAGAGGACAGCUGCAUAUGAAGAAAGGGAAGUGUUUCUGCACAUUGUAUAACUGCAUGUCAAAGCAGUUGUGCUUACCUGUUUACUUAAUGUCCCCAUCUUGGGAGAUGAGGUAGGCUGCUUGGCUUCUAGGUUAAGCUCCCCUUACCCCUUUCUUCUUCACAGGCUUGUGUGCAUGGAGUUUUGCAGUGUUUUCUAGAGCUGCAUUUAAGGCUGGCUAUGUGCUUUGUGUAGUGAUCUUCUACUGUCUGCUCACACAGUUCCUCUUGAUCCUAUUGCACACCAGCCAAAAUGUGGUAUAAAGACUUUGGGCUGUAGCAUUACAGCAGUUAACUGUAGGGAAGUUUUAAAAUAACUUGUCCAUAAAAACAUGUUCAAAUGAAACUUCUUUUCCAGUCUGUAAUAGUAAGUUAAGGGCUGUUUCUACCUGCCUUUCUGGAAAUGUAAAGGGAGCACUCACUUGCUAUUAGUGAUGCCAAGAAUAGCAGGUGAGUAAUUCUUGCUGUUUGCUAAACUUCUCAUGAAACCAAGUGAGACCAGAAAUACACAGGUAGAAGCAUGCUCACUAAGGCUGGUACUAUUUUCAUAGAUUUCACUCAAAAUGUGAUUCCCUGCCCUCCUUCCUCCCAGCAGAUAGUCAAUCUCCACUGGGGGGAAAGUAGUGAUACUUAAGACAGUGUUUUGCUUUGGAUUUGCAAUAGUGCUGCGUAUGAAUACAGAGAACCUGAAAUAGCCAAAAGUUUGAGAAGUGAUUUAAGAUAAAUGUAGUAUCUGUUCUUCUUCAACAUCUGAAAUGUUUCCUGGGUAGAGAGCCUAAAUUAAGUAGAAUUUUGAAACUGGGACAUGGAGUAGGAGCUUAUUCUAUUUCCUUUCCUUUCCUCCACCUCCCCCCGUUUCCCCCCCGCAAAUGAAGUGACCUAGCAUUGCAGUGCAUUUUCAGGAACAGCAUGUGUGCACACUUCUUCCCAAAAAGCCUGACGUGUGCGCCAUUUAAUGGUAACCUGUGUAUCUUCUGCCUGGCCUGGAUAAGGCACCAAUCUCUUAACACAGAGUUGAGUGCACGUGACUUACACAGCACUUCUGAAAUUGUUAGGCCAUUUUUAGCUUAAGAUGACCUUGUAGCAUUCCCAUUUCCUUCUGUAAGUAAAGGCUGAUGUAAUUAACAGUCCUUCCAGUCUCCAGGUAAAUCCUCAGCAUUGGUUCCUGCUCCAGGUGGAAGGCUUGGUUUCUUAUUGUCUUCCUCCACGUGCCACACGUGAAGGGCUAUUGCAUAUUGUAGCUUUUGCCCAUAUGAUAUUAAAGAGGUAGCCUGGCAUACACCUGCAAUAAUGCAAAUGCUCCAUGAAUAAAGCAGAGCAGGUGAAAGCUCAACAUUGUGCGUGACAGUACUUAAAGUUUGCCACUUUAUAUUGAAUUUAGCCAUAAAGUGUUUCCACCAAAAAAAAAAACAAAACCCCAACCCUAAGUUGUGUUUAGAGUUGCAUGACUACAUCAAGCAGAAAAGUAAUUUCAUUUGCCAACAGCACAAUUCCAGGAAGCAGAGCUUGGUGUUUAAACCUUUCAAGGCUUCAUACUUUGGUACUAGAAGAGGAUCAGACGUAUUCUAGCAUACCAGCCUUUGCAAACAAUAUUCCAGCCAAAACUCAACUUGGAAUCUACAUGUGGGAAACUGAAAAGCUGGCUCAGUUGGCCUGACUGAAAAGAUCCAUCCUGCAAUUUUCGUUUGUCCUGGUGCUAAAAUCUUGCAAGACUUACCAAAAAAAAGUGCAAGACUUACCAAAUCUGGAUUUUUUAUUUUAAUGCUGUUCACAGUAAUUCACAGUGACAGAUGCAGAAGCAUAAACCCAGAGAACAUACCUCUAUAUCAUGCUGAAGUGAAAUUUACUCACCUGAACAAAAAUUGCCCUACAGUAGAAGUUCCUGAGCACUUUAAAAUUUGUUGAAAUUUGUUUAAAGUAAUAUGUAGCGUAGCAUUUGGGUCUUGGAUGGAUUUAUUUAUUUAUUUAUUUAGAACAGUUAAAGCCUCAUUAGGCUAAAAACUGAAUGGAAAUUCUCCAGAUAUAUCAAACAUUUACUAUCACUUCCAUAAAAUAUUUUUAAUGCUAGCCACUGAAGUGUGCUUAUGCAAUUGUGUUCUGUGAAAUUCCACAUUUUGCUCUAUUUAAAAAAAAGCCCCUUUAAUUUAAAAAUUUAUAAUAAAAAAUAGGUUAAAUGUAUAUCCCAAGUAAACUAGUGAUUUUUCUAAAAACACUCUGAACAGAUUUUUUUUUGCUUUUUUUCUAGUAAUUGGACUCAAUAUUUUUCUUAAGUUUCUUUAGUAUUGUCUUGUCUAAUCAAUAUCAUAGGCACAUCCAUUGUCUGUUUUUGUUUUUCUUAAGAGUUUCAGCUCUACUUCUGUAAGCCUUAAAUUGAACAGUCCUGUUGACUCAGUUUGAAUAAAUCUUGACUAUUUGAAGUUA
Messenger RNA from Caretta caretta (loggerhead turtle), 7088 nucleotides. It is a transcript of the gene PWWP2B, whose product is annotated as PWWP domain containing 2B. The record is from RefSeq and is a predicted model, not a curated record. Lineage: Eukaryota; Metazoa; Chordata; Testudines; Cheloniidae. Gene Ontology annotation, cellular component: nucleoplasm; nucleus.